This is a messenger RNA of Mixia osmundae IAM 14324, 336 nucleotides long. RefSeq lists its product as uncharacterized. Lineage: Eukaryota; Fungi; Basidiomycota; Mixiomycetes; Mixiales; Mixiaceae. The transcript has 3 exons. The coding region runs from base 1 to 336 and encodes 111 amino acids. The record is from RefSeq and is a predicted model, not a curated record.
AUGGGGCUCCUUCCAGACUGGCUCCGGCGUGCCAUCGACACAGCUAUCGCUCAAUAUCUACCUGCACGUUACGGCGGCUUCGACAUCAGGUGUUCACGUCUAGCGAGCAUCCACGGUGCAUGGGAUCCCUGGCGCGAGACUACGCAGGCAGCGAUCGAGGUGCCAAACCGGUUCGAUACUGCUUCUCAGCCGUACAAAUUCAUAUCCGGCGCGAUUCAUCACUUUGACGGAUACGGCGUGCCAGCGAAGGAGAGCAACAUCCUUCCUGGUCCCGUCGCUCAGGUACAGAGCGAGAUAGUCGCCUUUGUCCAGGGCUGGCUAAGUGAGGCAUCCUGA